This is a messenger RNA of Corvus hawaiiensis (hawaiian crow), 1234 nucleotides long. RefSeq lists its product as uncharacterized. The record is from RefSeq and is a predicted model, not a curated record. Lineage: Eukaryota; Metazoa; Chordata; Aves; Passeriformes; Corvidae. The transcript is spliced from 2 exons. The coding region runs from base 7 to 945 and encodes 312 amino acids.
ACAGGAAUGGUGGGAUUUCAAAAGGAGGGCUUCUUAAAGAGCAGCACAUCUCAGGGGAGGGAUCAGCUGCCAGUCCAAGUGGCAGAUGUCACUGGGGAGCAAGAUGGGGAGGUUCCUGGAUCCUCGGGGCAAGCCGGCCAUCACCGAGGGAGCUCGCUGUCCACGCCGGCCGAAGAACAGGAAUCCUCGGUGCCUGCCUCUGACGAAGACUCGCCGGCCAGGACCACAGAGAGCUGGCAGUGGCCGCUGUCCUCGUCUGAAACGCACAGCAACGUUGGGGAGGAUUUUGAGGGAUUUCAAACGCCGGCGCGGACUCCGGAGUGCACCAUGGACAUACAGUCUCCCGGGGAUCAGUCACUCAGUAGGACUCCUCAGUUUGAAAGUGACUCUCCUGAGGAGGAGGGAAAUGAUGAGAUGAAUGAAGAGCGCUGCGGUGUUGAGCCUGUCCCUAGGGAUCGGGGUUGGAGAGGGCAGCCCCAGCUAACAGAGGGAGAGAAGCUGUUGAUGGAAACCAACAGUAGGAUUGUGCAGCUGCUGGAAAAUAUCAAGAGGGAGCAUGCACAGUCCAUGGGUCUCAUGUCCCAGUCCAUGGGCCGUAUGGAGCUGCAGCUGGGCAUUGUGGCUACCUCCACAAGAGCCAUCCAUAACUACCUGUCAGAGAUUUUAGCUUUCCUCAAGCAGCCGAGGACGCAGGUCCUCGAAACGCGCAUCUCCCAAAGAGCCACCCCCCAUGUCGAGUUGACGUGUGCCUCGACAUGGACUGGUGAGGACGCAGUGGCAUCCUCCACUGUGUGCUUACCAGGGGCCGAAGGGACGAGCGACUCUCGCGACCCGCCGCAGGCCACCCUGCCUUGUCGCAGUGGCCGGCUGCAGAGAGCCAUAACCGAGAGGGCCUCGCUGCCCAUGCCUCCACGCCAGGCAAAAGGGGGAGGGAAGAAAAAAUAACCACUCCAUAGGAUUUUUAGAGUUUUUUUUAAUGUGCCUGUCCUUUUAAUUCUUAGCCAUAAGGCCAUCGGUGGCAGAGUUCAACCAUUUCCUACAUUGGCUAACAUUGUAUUCUGGCUGACUAGAUUAGUCUAACAUUUUGUAGUUUAUAUUUGCACUGUUAACGAUGUGUGCUGCUGGUAUUUGAAGAACAUUUGCCUCUGUUCUUUCACUUUAACUUCAUACGAGCAUUUUUUUACUCUGUGCCAGGCAUUCAUUGCUUUUCUUACAAAUACAAGUCAUUUCUUGA